UAUUGUCUGAGAGUUGACCCAAACUGCAUCGUUGCAGUUGAUCAUUCUCAGCGCCGGUAUCAAGGGCACAGGUUGAUAGCUUGUGAUAAUUGGUACAUUAGAGUGCACCAAGCAAGCGAACUUGAACAAUGGAGGAAAAUCUUCUUCCGGGGAAAUAUUAAUGACGCUCUGUUUCACCCUAGACGGAUAGAAAACAGUGCAUUUUGUGUUGUGCUUAGAAUUUUAACAAUGUAUUACUAUGGAGAAUCAUCCGACACAACACAACUGAGCCAACUCAAUCCAAUGAUAAUUAUUAUGCGAUAACGAUCAUCCCUGUAGCGAAAAGUCUGCCAGUAUUCCUGAUAAUUAUUAAAUAAUGGAAUUCAAAGAGUGAAAUAAUUGCAAUUAUACGAUCAGAAGCCGGACUUAAAUAUUUAUAUUGUUUUGCCGCGCUCAGAAUUGAAACAGUAAUGCAGAUCACAGAUCGUGAUGUUCUAAUGUUGAAUAUAGUUUCUACUAUUACGGUCAGUGUUCAUUAGGGUCGGUUGUUUUUACAUGGUUUGUGGAGACUGUUGCUGGAGUUGAUUUUUUUCUCAGAAUACCAGUUGAUGAAAUAACGAUGGAGACGCUUUCAUCUCGAGUGGAAAAUUUUCUAGACUUUCCCUGCUGAUAUAGCAAUGCAUAAUUGUGGACUGCAUUGAGACAAUUAUCAUAUUCUAGGUGGGAUGUCGUGACAAUAAAUAAACCUGUUAUUCAGACAAAUGCAAAUUUGCGCAUUGCAUAACUGUAUGAUAAAUGUGUGUAGCAGAUUAGAUUCCAUGACUAACUUGCAUUGAUUUAAAUUGGCCAUUUCGAUUAGACUGGUCAAAGCUAGGAAGACGCAAUAAUGAGAUGCUGAACAAAAUCAACGCCUGGGAAUCGCAUUCUUCCAUCGAGCAACAACCAAAAUUUAAGGCAAUUUGGUCAACGAUCGAGUAUGUUGUACAAACGAAUUGUCGCCGGCAAUAUGCAGCUGUUGAUAGAAACUUAGGCGUUAUCAAACCGUGGAUCAAAUAAGUUGCUUCCUCUACUCAAUUUUAAUGGACAAAUUCGCUGUUAAUAUUAGUACUAAGGGCAUGAAAGAUCAACGCUGUGCAUUACCUCGCGGAAAAGGACUAGGAGGCUCAACGCUCAUAAACUACAUGAUGUACGUACGAGGAAAUCAGCAGGAUUUUGACAACUGGGCCAACGCCGGUAACCCUGGUUGGUCGUAUCAAGAUGUGCUACCGUAUUUUAAAAAAUCGGAAAAUUCCUUUCUCAACAUUUCGAAUGGAUACCACGGUGUAGAUGGACCGUUGGAUGUACGGUUUGUUCCGUACAGAACGGAAAUGUCUCGCAUUUUCGUAGAUAGCCUGAAGGAGUUAGCAAUGCCUUUGGUAGAUUAUAACGGCGAAAAUCAGCUUGGUGUAUCAUAUCUGCAUACUAACCUAAGAGAUGGCCAAAGACUGUCUGCCAGCACUGCGUUUCUAGAACCAAUCGCUUCCCGACCCAACCUGCACAUACUCAUCAACUCCAGAGCAACAAAGAUUCUUAUCGAUCCCAUAACCAAGACUUCAUAUGGAGUGGAGUUUGUUCGUGAACGAAAACGUUAUGCUGUAAUAGCAAAGAAAGAAGUACUUCUCACGGCAGGUGCUCUGCAAUCGCCACAGCUUCUUAUGCUUUCUGGUGUUGGACCGGAAGAUCAACUUAAAAAUAUAGGAAUACCAGUUAUACGAAAUCUACCCGUGGGGAAAGUUAUUUACGAUCAUCUGUAUUUCACUGGAUUGACAUUCGUGACAAAUACUCGCAACUUGACGCUCCACGUGGAUCGCAUCGUUACUCUCGAAAUGCUAGCGAGAUAUCUAAACGGAAAUGGUACCAUGACAAUCCCCGGAGGGGUCGAGGUGAUAGGAUUCCUCAACACUCGAAAUGCAAGUCUUGUUGCUAUCCCCGAUAUUGAGCUAAUUUUCGUUAAUGGAUCACCCGCGUCAGACGAGGGAAGUGGUAUACGUGAAGGACUUCGUUUCAAUGAUGAAGUAUACGAUACCUAUCGGCCACUUGAGGCGGGCGAUAAGGAUGCAUUCACCGUCAAUAUUGUGCUGUUACACCCGAAAUCGAGGGGUUAUAUGGAACUAAAGAACAGUAACCCUUUCCAGUGGCCAAAGUUUUACAUGAAUUUUCUGAAACAGGACGAAGAUAUAGAAACCCUACUGAAUGGGAUAAAAUGGGUGCUCCGGAUAAUGGACACUCCAACAAUGAAAAAGUAUGGUGUAAAGCUGCAUGAUAUUCUUCUACCAAACUGUGCUCAAUUUCAACAUGGCAGCGAUGACUACUGGCGAUGUGCACUCCGAACACAGGCUACAUCGAUGUACCAUCAGACAGCAACCUGCCGAAUGGGUCCUACGUGGGAUUCGGAAGCAGUUGUAUCGCCAAAGCUUCAGGUAUACGGCAUAACAAAUUUGCGUGUUGUCGAUGUCGGGGUAAUUCCAAUGACCUUCAGUGGACAUCCGGCAGCAAUAGCUUACAUGAUUGGUGAAAAAUCAGCGGAUAUGAUUAAAGAACAUUGGCUUAAGAGUGCUAAUGAAAGUCAAUGAAUUAAAGAUAUGUGAAAAAAUUGUUGCUGUAGAAUGGAUGUAGACGGAAAAUUGUUUGAAUAAUUUAUUUGAGAAGUCCUUUUUAAGAUCUACUGCUUAAAUAGAAUAGACAACCUGCGACAGAUAUAAUAAGCACGAUGUAAACAAUUCUAUAAACUAAACAACUUAAUUAAUUCAUAAAUCAUUUUGAACAAUCUUUAGAAAAAAAAUAUUACGGUUUGGAACUGUUACUUAAAGGGCGUUUGUUGAACCAUAUUGUUCCCAAUAUAGGAGUAUCUGCCCUUUGAGUAAUAUUUCUAUAGUCAUGAAACAUGAAUUUUGGCAUACUUAAUCGAACAGAUUUUUUGAUGAUUUUUUAAUUUAUGGUCUCUUGAGCUGGAAAACCACUUUAUCAACUGGUUUGGGAUCCAUUAUCACAUUGCAUGGUAUUUAACACUAAAAUUCUAAAGAACAAAGAAUAAAGAGAAACAAACGACACAUGUACAAUUGGGCGCUUGAACAUUUUCAUGUAAAUAUUGGUAAACUUCUUUUAGAAACAUCUUACUGGCAUUGGCCUUUACUAGAAGAAUUUUAGGAGUAAGUGCAAGAAAAAACACAUGAAUAUGAUGAUCAUAUA
Messenger RNA from Topomyia yanbarensis, 3207 nucleotides. Its product is annotated as glucose dehydrogenase [FAD, quinone]-like. Lineage: Eukaryota; Metazoa; Arthropoda; Insecta; Diptera; Culicidae. The transcript is spliced from 2 exons. The coding region runs from base 1059 to 2591 and encodes 510 amino acids. Gene Ontology annotation, molecular function: flavin adenine dinucleotide binding; oxidoreductase activity, acting on CH-OH group of donors. The record is from RefSeq and is a predicted model, not a curated record.